Molecule: messenger RNA, 1996 nt
Organism: Sarcophilus harrisii (Tasmanian devil)
Lineage: Eukaryota; Metazoa; Chordata; Mammalia; Dasyuromorphia; Dasyuridae
Gene: CLDN34
Product: claudin 34
Exons: 2
Coding region: 857-1561 (234 amino acids)
Biological process (GO): bicellular tight junction assembly; cell adhesion
Cellular component (GO): plasma membrane; bicellular tight junction
Molecular function (GO): structural molecule activity
Source: RefSeq, a predicted model, not a curated record
AAUAGUACUUAUUUUUCAAUCUCAUUAGGGCAUAAGGCCUAUAUGUGCCACUUCCAUAAGAAAUGCCAUUCAGAUUAAAUUUCAUCUGCUUGUCCUCCAUAAAUUUGGUGGCAGGCUCAUAGUCUUUCUUGCUAUCAGUAUUGAAAGUUUUUUCUCAUUCCCAUGUGCCUCACCCCAGCACUCCCUUCCCUACCCCCAAACCCACAAUGUUCCAUUCUAAAGCUAAGGAUCUUUUCAUUUUUGCUCUCUGGAAUGUCUCUUCCAUAAAUAACACAGUUAAUUUCAUGUUAGAUCUUAUCCCACACCUUCCAUCUUCUGAUUCUCACUGAUCUUUGGGUCCCCACUGAAGAUACACAAAUGGCCACAAAUAUAUCAGUUUAGGUAUAGCGACCUUUGUUUAAUGUUGUAAAAAAUACUCUUCUUAUAGAUUGAUGGAUGCUUUUUUAAGAAAAAGACCCAUCUAACAAAGCAUAUUGUCCAUUUGCACAGUGGUUCACAAUGCUUGUUACUGAGUAUUCUUAACCACUUAUAUGAGAAAGCUUAAGAGUUAUAUCAUUUUGAAAAGGUCAGUGACAGGAUGCUUCAAAAUUCUAUAGUGCAUUGCCCAGUAGAUUGUUGAAUCAAAAAAUGACUUUGGUUCCCAGUAUAUAAUAUGAGAAAGAGAUAAAUACAUAUAGGACAUACAUUUUCAAAUAUGGCCAAAGCGUGGAUUUGCUUUACUAACAAGGAUCAUUUGUUAUAAACAUCUUGUUUUUCUUUUUUUCUUUUCUCCAGUUUGGGAGAAGAGGAGCAUCUCUGCAAUUAGAUCUGAUCAAGCAGCCAUAACUACCUGAUAUUUCCUGAAGCUAUCCAGGCCAUGAGCUCCUAUUUCACUAGGAGUAACCUUCAACUCUCAAGCUUUGCCCUACUCACUGUGGGCUGGAUCCUCUCACUUGCCUCCAUGGGACGAAUGGAUUGGAGGGUGUGGCAUUUAGAGAAGGACCCAUCUUCCAUGAUCUCUUCUGGCAUCACUUGGGUGGGGAUCUGGAAAGUGUGCUUUUACAGCCCCCGCCUGCAUCCUCCUCAUCAGGGGAAAAAUGGCAAAAUUUGCCACUCUUAUAUCAAGCAUGAUACGUUUCUCCCUCAAGACUUUAGGAUUAUUCAGAACAUCUUUCUGUUUGCUUGCAUUCUGGGGGCCAUGGGAAAAGUCUCUAUUACCAUUGCAAUAAGGAACUUUUACUUGGGAGUUCCUCGGAGGUCAGCAAUAUGUAAUCCAUUCACCAUUGGAGGAUUCUUUUAUAUAUCUGCUGGGAUUUGCAUCUUAAUUUGUGUAAUCUGGAAUUAUCACUCUGUGUUUAAAAAUCAGAGUAUAACUUUCCCUGCUACUUUCCAUAUCCCUCCCAGUCCAGAAACACAGGAAAUAGGGGAUGCGGUGAGUAUGGCUAUUGUAGCUGCCAUCCUGAUGUUGCUAGGUGGGAUGUUUUUCCUGUCUUUUAAAGGUGGAAAACAUACUGGAAAAUUAUCAAAUGUUGAAACUUCCAGAUCAAAGAGACAAAUGUUCAAGAUAAAAGAAAAAAAUUGAAGUACACUGGAACUACUUUUCAGCAGCCACAAUAAAAGACUACGAGUCCUGGAACUAAAUAUACCAGUAAUCAAAAGAACUAGGCCUGCAACCAAAAAUAUCAUAUCCAGCAAAAUUAUCCAUAAUAUUGAAUGACAAAAAAAUAGAUAUUCAACAAACUGGCAUAUUUUCUGAAUCUUGUCUCAAGCAAACCCAAACUUAAUAGAAAAUUUAACAUAAGAGCCAAUAUCAAAGAUUAAGUUCAAAGAACUUAACAUGGACCAAUUGGUUUUUUUCACAUGAAAAAAAUAUUGUCAAUAAAUUUCCAUAUUCCAAUAUUUCCAUAAACCAAAUGUUUAAGACUGAUAUCAGUAAUUGGGAAACUAAAAAGAAAUAUUGAGGCAGAGUGAGUUAUGGUUUGAUUCUAAAAAGCAAAACUGUCCAGGAAAAGAUAAA